This is a messenger RNA of Myripristis murdjan (pinecone soldierfish), 2127 nucleotides long. It is a transcript of the gene rbm43, whose product is annotated as RNA binding motif protein 43. The record is from RefSeq and is a predicted model, not a curated record. Bases 32 to 1576 code for a protein of 514 amino acids. The transcript is spliced from 3 exons. NCBI's taxonomy places the organism in Eukaryota, Metazoa, Chordata, Actinopteri, Holocentriformes, Holocentridae.
UUACGUUUGCCCUGUGUUGCAGACACUGACCAUGGAGAAACAGGGAAGCAGAAUCGAGGUUUUGGGAGUCCCGCAUGCAUUAUCAGCUGACAGAAUUAAAGAUAAACUGCUUAUUCAUUUCCUGCGACCCCGCAAUGGAGGAGGGGAGGUGCUCUGGGUGGUUUAUCCGACCAGCAGUCCCGGACAGGCCUUCGUCAUAUUUGAGGAGCCGGAGGUUGCUGCUUGUGUCUUGCAGCAGAGUGCUCACAUGUUGAAGGUGGAUAAAGAGCAGUUCCCUCUGAGAGUUAAUGCGGUGGACACUCCUGAGAUGGAUUUGCCAGUGGAGGCCACUCUGGAUUUGAGAAAUUUCCCUGAUAAGGCGGAGGUGCAGCAACUCCUUCACUCACAUGGAUUUGAGGUGACUAAGCUGAGCAGAGAUCAGGUGCGUGUCAGUGGUUCGUUCAAGCAGCUCAGAGCCGUGAAGGUCCGUUUGGAGGAGCCUCUUCACUCACAAACCCGAGCUCAGGUCACCCAGAACUCCACCUCACCCGCUCCCAGAGGCCGCCAGCUUUCCUCCGGAGCUAUACCCAAAAACUACACCAGUGACAGGCCCUGGGAAAACGGCAACAGUAGCCCCCAGGCAUCUCGAAACAAACCUUUGCACGAGUUUCCAUCUCCCUUUACUAGCUCCUCGUCUAUGGCGUUCACCAAUUCACACGGCCACCCCGACUCUGCUGAGUACGGAGCUUCUCAGUCACAGAGACAAGACCAUCACCCGUCCACAGCUGUGUCCUUUCCCAUUGGUACAGAUGUUAUGGAUUAUGCUCAGCGCGUAAGGAACAAAGACAUUUCUGAAAUCUUACAGAGGAAUAACACUAAACUAGAGGUGUCCCAGGUGGGUAACGAUUUGAGCAACGUCUCUUUAUCUGGGAAAAAUGCAAAAAUCGCCAUGAAGGAACUGCAGAAGUUUUUAAGCAAACUAGAGAAAAGCCUUCGCACACAGAAAAUCAACCUGGAGGACCUCGAUCAUGACACUAAGGUGGAUGUUGCUAAGCGGAUUCAGAAGUACAAAUCUAUUUAUAACUCUGUGUUCAUCAGUCAGCUUGACGAUACAGUUCGUCUCAUCGGGCCGUCUGCCGACAGCUAUGAGUUAAAGCAGAGGCUUCUGGGAAAAUCAGUGGAUCAGCCGCUGGCUAUGCUCAGAGGGAGGACAUUGGACAGAGGCUCCAAGUUGAGGAGUAGCUCUCUGCCCAGACUCAGCGAUAAGCGGAAAGCAGAACGAGCUCACGGUGCCGUCCAUGAACCACUUCCUGCUGGCGCCCACGGUUACUCUCCGUCAAGGUAUGAGGAUCAUAAAGAGGAAGGUGCUGAGGCUGAGCCCACAGCUGGGGCUGGUCAAACCAGACUUUUCAGGAGAAGAAGCCAGUCGACGAACCUCGGAAGAGAAAAGGAAAAGGAAGAAAAGGAAGCCCCUCACAGGCACGAGAAGGAAAACAAACAACUUCCUCCAGGAUCAUCCAAGAUGAUGCAGUCACUCAAACAAAACCAAAUCUUCAAUCAAAUUAGGCAAGGGUUUAAGAGACAUAAAAAGAAAUAAUGCAUAAAGAGGCCAGUGAGAAUAGUGUGUGAAGGUCAGCAAAACCAGAGCUUGACUUGUUGGGUUGCGUUUAAAAUUUUUUCUAAUACUUAUGGAUGAUCUGAUGCCUCAAUAAGUAAUUUGUUUGAAUAGAUAACGACAUGACGUUAAAUUUGUCUAAAACUCAGCACUUUUAAGUAGACGCUGACUGAUUAAGUGUAAAAUUUUGAUUGGUAAGUCAGAUCCAUGAAUGUGAUUCUGUAAUUCUGUUUUACUCACUGCCGUCUGAUUUUUUUUUUUGUUAACACUCAACACAAGAAAUGAAGGACAUGACUAAUCCAACUGAAGAUUAUAUCACAUCCCUGUUGAUUCGCGCCCACUCUUCCCAUAUAUUCCUUCAAGCCUGCACACCUCUUUAAUAACUCACUCUAACACUGCCUAUAAUUUACUUGCAAUAUUGAUGAAAAGGGAAUUUAAGCGUAUUCUAUGUUUUAACUCACUGUGAAUCACUGUGUAAGAGCAACAGUUAAAUGCCUAAAAAAAAUCAUACUUAAUCACACAAACGACAUGCU